Messenger RNA from Seriola dumerili (greater amberjack), 1223 nucleotides. RefSeq names its product cysteine-rich protein 2-like. NCBI's taxonomy places the organism in Eukaryota, Metazoa, Chordata, Actinopteri, Carangiformes, Carangidae. The transcript is spliced from 8 exons. The coding region runs from base 121 to 735 and encodes 204 amino acids. The record is from RefSeq and is a predicted model, not a curated record.
UCCUGUGAGGUGUGUCUGCGGCGCUGCAGCUGCAGACAGACGGCGAGCAGAGCGUCAGGCUGCCGGUGGACCGACCCGACACGACCCAGUCUCCCUGUCCUGAUCCGGAUCAGACGGACCAUGGCGUCCAAAUGUCCCAAAUGCGACAAGACGGUGUAUUUCGCGGAGAAGGUUUCCUCUUUGGGGAAAGACUGGCACAAGUUCUGUCUGAAAUGUGAGCGCUGCAGCAAGACGCUGAAUCCCGGAGGCCAUGCUGAGCAUGAUGGGAAGCCUUACUGCCACAAGCCGUGCUACGCCGCCCUCUUUGGGCCAAAAGGCGUGAACAUCGGCGGAGCUGGCUCCUACGUGUACAACACUCCCGCCAACGAAGCCCCUGCAGCCGUUUCCAUGGAAACAGAUGGGAAACCAGAGGAGGUGAAAAAAGCUCCUGCGCGGGGACCAGUGAAGGCUGCCAGCUUCUCCUCUUUCUCUGGAGGACCCAACAUCUGCCCCAGGUGCAACAAGACGGUGUAUUUCGCUGAGAAGGUGUCGUCUCUCGGGAAGAACUGGCAUCGCCCGUGUCUGCGCUGUGAGAGAUGCAGUAAGACUCUGGCUCCCGGCAGCCACGCAGAGCAUGACGGACAGCCGUACUGCCACAAACCGUGCUACGCUGUGCUCUUCGGACCCAAAGGUGUGAACACCGGGGGCGUCGGCAGCUACAUCUACGACGACCCUGAAGGCGAAGCGCAGCCUUGAGCCGCCGACGCUGCUUCCGCCACCCGGACGAAGCUCCGCCUCCAGGACCCUCAAUGUCUCUUUGAUUUGCCUUCAACCGUCAAGGUGACAAACGAUAUGUACUGCACUCACAGGGACGGAUACGUAGAUGUUUCUGUUGUAUUUGUAUAUUGUUUAUAUACUGUAUCUAUUUUUUGUACUGAAUCAGACCUUUAAUAUUUCCUCCCAUGUGAGUUUCACAUUUGCCUUUCAGUUUCUCCGUUCUCUUUGCCAAACACGUGUUAGCCUCGUUUGUAGUGGAUUAAAGCGUCUGUGUUUUUUCACUCACGGUUGAUAGUUUUUGAACUUUUGUGCACUUGUAUGAAAAAGAAAACCCAGCCCACCAAUGUAUUGUCAGUGUUUUUUGAACAAGUUAGAGUGAAGGAGACGUAGUUUUUACUGAUGGUUAUGAAGGUGAGUUUGGGUUCUGUGGUCAAACGUUUUCUACAGUAAAACUGUGUGAAAUCAAA